Molecule: messenger RNA, 1143 nt
Organism: Alternaria atra
Lineage: Eukaryota; Fungi; Ascomycota; Dothideomycetes; Pleosporales; Pleosporaceae
Exons: 5
Coding region: 1-1143 (380 amino acids)
Biological process (GO): glucan catabolic process
Cellular component (GO): extracellular region; cell surface
Molecular function (GO): glucan exo-1,3-beta-glucosidase activity
Source: RefSeq, a predicted model, not a curated record
AUGCGCGUCUCUGCUGCUCUCACCACUGUUUUGCUGUCCUCUCUCGGCAUCCACCUCCACACCGAUGGUGCUAACCACGGCGCCACUGUUCCCUUCCACGACAAGUGCCCGUUCAGCAUCCCAGCUGUUGAUCUGAGCCCCAUCCGCCACAGCCACGACAUCACCUGGGGCAAGGGUGUCAACGGCGGCAACUUCAUCAACCGGAAGACAUUCAAGGCCAACGGUGCCAACCUAGGUGGAUGGUUAGAGAAAGAGCAAACCCACGGCCCUAGUCUGAACAAGUGCGCUUCAGUCUUUGAGGAGCGUUAUGCGUCUUUCAUCAACACCACCACUAUUGACGAGCUUGCCAACGUCGGUGUCAAUACCCUCCGUAUCCCGCUCACAUACGCUGCCUUCAUCGAAAUUCCUGGUUCCCAGCUUCAUCACGGCAACCAGUUGAAAUUACUUAAGACCAUUACCGACUAUGCCACCAACAAGUACAAUAUGCACGUCAUCUUCGGUCUCCAUUCGCUUCCCGGUGGUGUGAACAACCUUGACAUUGGCGAGGCACUCUUCCACCAGGACUGGUUCCAAAACUCCACAAACCUUGACCACUCGUUCCAAGCUGUCGAUGGUGUACUCAACUUCAUCAAGAAUAGUGGUCACAUUAACGCUUUCACGAUUGCACCCAUCAAUGAAGCUUCUGACGACUUUGCUGGUUUCGGAUCUGCUGCUGGUCUGACUACCAAGGGCACUGACUGGAUCAACACCCACUUCGACGGUGUACUUAAGAAGAUUGCUAAGAAUAUUGUCUUCGACUCGCACAUCUACUACUUCGCCGCUGCCGGCACCUACACUGGCUACGUUAACCCCGCUGUAUGUGGCAAAGCCCAGUAUAUCACCCAGGAGACCAAAUUCUCUGUUUUUGUUGGCGAAUGGUCGCUCCAGGCUAUUUACAACAACACCCUGAACACCCGCAAGACCAUAUUCGAUGCUCAGCGCUACGCGUGGAACAAGUACUUGGCCGGUGGUUCUUUCUGGAACGGCGUCUCUUAUGCGACCGCCAAGGUUGAUGGCGACGGUACUCAGCGCGAGUACUGGAGUUACAUUGACUUGAUUCACCAGGGUUUUAUCACCAAGAUCACUAAAAAAUCUUACUGUUAG